AUGCGUACCAUGGACGACGGAACAAAUGUUUCGCGAUGCUCAGGAGGGCGUGGCCGUGGUGAAGCAGAUGCUGGAGAUGGAGGCAUGGCAGAGGGUGCCAGUCCCGCUAAAGGCGGAUGAGGGUGGCGUAGGAGGGCUCAUCGACACCAACGCGCAGAGGUUUUGCAGCCCGCACCGGGUCUACCGCGGCAUCCGCAAGCCGUACCUGCACCUGAUGCACGACGUCAUGGCCCUCGAAGAGGAGCAAGAAAUUUCUCCGGAACAAUCUCCGGAACGCUCUCUGGAAGGCUCUCCUUCUUCCGCGACAAAGCCGACACUCGACCCAUCAUCAACACCUCCAGCAAGACCGCCACCCCCCCCGGCUCAACUGCAACAGCAACA
Ectocarpus sp. CCAP 1310/34 is the source of this 381-nucleotide messenger RNA. The record is from the annotation of a GenBank genome assembly. Lineage: Eukaryota; Phaeophyceae; Ectocarpales; Ectocarpaceae.